AUGCCAUCGCCAUCCAACACGCCGUCGCCUUCUUCCACGAAUUCACCCACGCCGUCGCCGUCCACCACGCCGUCGCCGUCGAACACGCCGUCGCCUUCCAACACACCGUCGCCUUCAACCACACCGUCGCCUUCGAAUACACCAUCACCUUCGCUCACGCCGUCGCCAUCUAACACGCCGUCGCCGUCCAAUACGCCAUCCCCUUCGUCCACCAAUUCACCCACGCCGUCGCCAUCAACACGGCUCGCCGUCGAACACGCCGUCCCCUUCUUCCACACCGUCGCCUUCCACCACGCCGUCACCUUCCACUACGCCGUCGCGAUCCAAUACGCCGUCGCCUUCGUCCACCAAUUCACCCACGCCGUCGCCAUCCAUCUCGCCGUCGAAUACACCGUCGCCAUCAAACACGCCGUCGCCCUCCAACUCGGCCACGCCCUCACCGUCACGGUCCAACACACCAUCUCCGUCCAACACGCCGUCACCAUCGAACACGCCAUCACCUUCGGGCACAAAUUCGCCCACGCCUUCGCCGUCCAACACGCCAUAUCCGUCCAACACGCCACCGCCCUCCAACUCGGCCACGCCGUCGCCGUCGAACACAAAUUCGCCUUCCACCACGCCGGCGCCGUCCACCACGCCGUCACCUUCCAACACGCCAUCGCCGUCCAACUCGGCCACGCCGUCUCCAUCGAACACGCCGUCGCCAUCGAUUACGCCGUCGCCUUCGUUCACCACGCCAUCGCCGUCAAACACGCCGUCGCCAUCUACCACGCCGUCGCCUUCGUCUACGAAUUCGCCCACGCCGUCGCCGUCGAAUACGGCAUCACCGUCCAACACGCCAUCGCCGUCCACCACGUCGUCGCCGUCGAACACUCCAUCGCCAUCAAACACGCCGUCGCCAUCCAACACGCCGUCGCCGUCCAACGCACCAUCGCCUUCCACCACGCCGUCGCCAUCAAACACACCCUCGCCUUCGCCCACAAAUUCGCCCACGCUCUCACCAUCCACCACGCCGUCGCCGUCCAACACGCCGUCUCCGUCGACCACACCAUCUCCGUCCAACACGCCGUCGCCUUCGCCCACGAAUUCGCCCACGCCGUCGCCGUCCAACACACCAUCGCCUUCCACCUCGCAGUCACCGUUAAACACGCCGUCGCCCUCCAACUCGGCCACGCCGUCCAACACGCCAUCACCAUCAGCCACGCCGUCGAGUACGCCGUCGCCUUCAAACACGCCGACGCCGUCGCCAUCCGCCACGCCGUCGCCUUCGUCUACGAAUUCGCCCACGUCGUCUCCGUCGAACACGCCGUCGCCAUCCAACACGCCGUCGCCGUCAAACACGCCCACAUCCUCACCGUCGUCCUUGAGCACGCCUUCACCCUCGAGCACGCCCUCGCCAUCACCCUCGAGCACAUCCUCACCCUCCCGCACGCCAUCGCCGUCAGGCACAGCCUCGCCUACGCCUUCGCCAUCCCGCACCCCAUCAAGCACCACGUCACCUUCGCCCUCGAGCACGCCGUCGAGCUCAAGCACCCCCUCGCCGUCGCCGUCAAAUACGCCGUCGCCGUCGCCAUCGAGCACGCCCUCGCCGUCGCCAUCGAGCACGCCCUCGCCGUCGCCAUCGAGCACAUCCACGCCGUCACCGUCACCCUCGAGCACGCCCUCGCCAUCGAGCACUCACUCGCCGUCACAAUCGAGCACGCCCUCCAGUUCGCCGUCGAGCACACCCUCGCCGUCACCCUCCACCACGCCAUCGCCAUCGUCAUCGCCUUCCAGCACGGCUUCGCUCUCGCCCUCGAACACCCCGUCAAGCUCGCCCUCUCCAUCGAGCACUCCGUCCCCGUCGAGCACGCCCUCAGGCACAACUUCCCCAUCACCUUCCCCGACGCCGUCGUCCUCGAGCACGCCGUCGCCGUCACGUACGUCCUCGGCAACCCCGUCGGCAUCUCCAUCUAA
Messenger RNA from Acanthamoeba castellanii str. Neff, 1956 nucleotides. RefSeq lists its product as uncharacterized. The record is from RefSeq and is a predicted model, not a curated record. The coding region runs from base 1 to 1956 and encodes 651 amino acids. Lineage: Eukaryota; Discosea; Longamoebia; Acanthamoebidae. The transcript is spliced from 5 exons.